AUGCCUCCACAGCCCAGUCCCGCCCUGUCCGCCCGAGGAUGGCAAGUCUUGUCCGUCGACUACAACAACCAGAGCGACGUUCGAUACAAGCUUGUUGGCGUGGAUACGGUCAUCUCAACCAUCUCGGGCCAGGCACAACUGUCGUUGAUCGACGCCGCAGCCGAAGUCCAUGUCCGCCGAUUUGUGCCCUCGGAGUUCGAAGGACCUCCGUUGCAGCGUCCGGAUAUCGACCCUCUCGACCGCGGACAGAAAAUCGCUCUUUCCAAACUUCAAGAGAAGCAGCAGCUCGGGAUGGAAUAUACUGUCUUCACGUGUGGUGUAUUUUAUGAGAGGUUCUAUCCUGGAGGUUUGGCGGCGCUUCAACUUGGUGCAGGAACACAUAUCUCGGGUGAAGGACAAUAUAUUCUGGAAAUGCGUCGUCAAACAGCCAGCAUACCUUGCUAUCCUUCAGGUGACGCAGUGCACAUAUGCAUGACAUCUGCGGAGGACGUCGGUCGCUACAUAGUGGCUGCUCUUGAUCUCCCUCACUGGCCAAAUGAGUUCCUUCUGGCAGCAGAAAGGAUGAAGAUUGAUGAUAUUGUUGCGGCAGCAGAACUCGUGUCCGGUUUGUCUCCUACAGGUUUCUAG
Talaromyces amestolkiae is the source of this 627-nucleotide messenger RNA. RefSeq lists its product as uncharacterized. The record is from RefSeq and is a predicted model, not a curated record. The coding region runs from base 1 to 627 and encodes 208 amino acids. The transcript has a single exon. NCBI's taxonomy places the organism in Eukaryota, Fungi, Ascomycota, Eurotiomycetes, Eurotiales, Trichocomaceae.